UAAUAACAACAGUGUAGCAUGUAGCAGACGGAGUCGUCAAUUAAUUUUUUGAAAUGUGGUAGUAGUCCGUAGUGCUUCAAGGACCUCCAUGUCUCCUAACCUGGUGGUCUUGCCGUUAAUGUUAGAACGGCUGGUAGCUACUUGUGCUCUGUAGCUGUUAUGUAGAUAGCUAGGUUAGCCAAGUUAGCUUAAAGCUGUCAGUAGGUCAGGGCUAAGUGAAACCACGGUGUAUGUGUGCAACACACCAGUGCAAGGUGUCACAGACCAGAUCAAACUAUGGCUGACGACCCUCAGAGAAAUUUCCGCUCUGCAUAUUAUGAGAAAGUGGGCUUCAGAGGAGUGGAGGAGAAGAAAUCUCUGGAAAUACUGCUCAAGGACAAUCCUCUGGAUCUAGAAAAGCUGAGCACCUUCAGUCAGAGGUUUCCCCUCCCCUCCAUGUACAGGAUCCAUGUGUGGAAAGUAUUGUUGGGCAUCCUUCCUCCUCACAGUGACUCUCAUGCUCUGGUCGGAGGCUACAGGAAGGAGCAGUACCAGGACAUCCUGGAGGCUCUGGAGGUGAUGAGAUACAUCAACUCUUCAACACCCUCCACCCAUGUCUACCUGCGCAUGUUCCAGCUGGAGAGCCAAGUGCUCCCACGGUGCUCCGAGACCUCUGCCCCAGAUGAAGAGAACGAGGACUUCCUCUCCAUCAGUCGAGCCAUGGAGGAGAUCGUAGAUGAUCCUGUCGACUGCUACUGGCUCAUCAAGUGUUUCGUCAAUCAGUUCCACACAAAGUUUGGAGACUCAGUACCGCACCUGCCAAAGAGCCUGGAGCAUUAUCUGAGUCAGGAGGAACCUCGACUGCUGAACCAUCUGAAGAACAGCGGAGCCCUGGCUCAGCUGCCCUACAAUCUCUGGUUCAGACGCUGCUUUGCUGGCUGCCUGCCCGAAUCCAGCCUUCAGAGGGUGUGGGACAAGGUGAUCAGUGGCUCCUGUAAGAUCCUGGUGUUUGUGGCCCUGGAGAUUCUGCUCAGCUACAAGAUCAUGUUGAUGGGCAUCAACCGGCCUGAAGGCGUGGUGAAGUUUCUGUGCAAUAUACCGCAGGAAAACACAGAUGCCAUUGUGACUAAAGCUAUUGACUUGUGGCACAAAUAUUGUGGCACUCCAGUGCACGCUGUGUAGCCACGUGGAGCUCCACACGCUAGAGAUCUGGGCCCAGAGGUGAGCUGCUUUCCCAGGAAGCACCAGGACUUCACUGAGAGGAACAGACUGUGGCGCUCGGUGUUAGCGGGGAUUCGUCUCUCCACGACUGAACCGAAAACUCAUCACAGGCUACUUUCAAUCAGCCUGGGGAGUUGGGAGCCACUUUUCUUUUUGACAGUUCCCAGCUGAUAUACUAGACGUGGAGAGGACUUAAAUGCAUGAACACUGAAAACUGCUUCUAUACAGAGUGGAUGUUCGAGCUGAUUGAUGUGAUGCUCAGAACUUGUCAGGAAAAAGGCAAGGAAGCGUAAACUUAUUUUUUAAUAAGUUUCUUUCUUUAAGAAACUGCAUACAUCAUAGAAGACUCACAAUAAAUUAAUACUCACAUGCAGUUUUUCUGCUUUACAAAAAACAUUUGAAAAGUCUUGCUUACUUUCUUUGCUAUGUACAAGUCUUAUAAUUCUGAGAAGAUUUUUCUCCCAAAAGAUUUUUACACGUACAAGAGACAGUAAUAUUACUGACGCUCGUACAUAAGCAUACACACACUCACUCAGACACAGUCAUAGCACACACAAGAGAUCAACCAGUUCUCCCAAUAAGAGGGUCAAAACGGCCAAUUCGUGAACCUAAUAUGGACUGUAAACAAUAAAAACGUAAGGUGGCAGGGUCUUCAUAUUCUGUACCGUCAAAGGUUCAUCUCAGAGAAUACAAAACGAAAUACAAAAAAAAGUCUACUUUCUUUUAGUUCAGCAGAGAGUUCGGCAACAUUUGACUGUGUCUACAGAUAAUAUUCUGCAUCAAAUGAAACAAGUAAAUUUGGCAACUUUUAAAUCCCUGUAAACAGAACUGUAGGCACAGUGACACAGUGGGUUACUGAACUCUCAACAGCAGUCACUCUGGGACGCAUUCAAGACUUCCACAGCAAGUCAAGCUGCUUUGGUUUAAAAUGGGGAUCUGAAGUCUGAAAGGUGUUGAAUGCAGCCCGGGAAGAGAUGGACAAAUGAGGACAGAAUCUGAAAUUAUUGCUCAGUUGAUUGGUGUGUAUUUGUUAGGAGAGCUUCAUCUUUUACUAUUACUGGCUUGCAGAGAGCAUUUAGGGAUUUUGAUUAAGAUUUUAGGACAUUUUGGCUUAAGAUUCAGCUGCCUACAACAGCAUAUGCUGUUGUAAAUAUUUUAAUUCCUCUGGCAAAAUGAGAUAAACGACCAUUGAGAUGUCAUCUGUGCCAACACAAAGUGCCCCCAAGGGAAGAUUAAGUCCAGUUGAGAAAGAAGAGUGAGAACAUCGUGAAAGGCAAGAAAACAAUCCCUGUGUAAAAAAGAAAAGUCCCAUCUUCACCUCCUACCGAUCCUCAAAGUUGGCACAGAUUCUGUGUUUGACUUCCAAAAGACUUGCUCAAAAGCAAAAGUGCUGCAAAGUAAACAAAUCGCCACCUCUUCAUCAUAAAAAAUGACAAAUAAAAGCUUUUGAAUAUCAAGAAGUCUGUAAAAUCUCCACUGAGGGGAGAUGCCAGUCGAGAGUUUAAUGCAUCUGCACCGUUUCCUGCGAUGGCGCAGCACACAGGUUGCGCGAGUGUCCAGUCUGUCAGUUUGAAGUCGACACUGGAAAGGGAAGCAGGUAGCAGUCUGAACACUCGAGGCUCAGUGUGGGAGAGUGAAAGCAUGGCCGAGGCCUGACGGAACCAUUUUAUGGCCGAUGAAACCUGCAGGGAGAAACCAUGACAACAAAGUGAGUAACAUUUCAGAAACGCUGAACGCAGUCAGAAAUGUCCGGACUAAUAACUACACUCUGAACAAAGUGACAAGAACGCAGUGUACAGGAGGUACAGCUGAGGCAGACGAAGUGCAUCUUAAACUGAUAAAGGCUGAGCCAAGUCUAAAACGGCCGUUGUUCAGAAGAUAAACCCUUUUGCCCUCUACUCUGGCACCACCCUCUGAACAGACAAUCCAUUUUUUUUCUCACUAUGAAGAUCAUGAUCUAAGAAUAGCAAAGUUGUCCCUCAGUUUUUAAUCUGCCAAACAAUUAGUCGUCCGUUCACAGCCUCAUUACUACUUAGUCUUACCUGGUAAAAUGACGGCUCGACUCAUGCACCUCCAUCUCUGUGCUUUUAAAUUCAUUCAGUUCCUUCCUGAUGGCAGCCUGAACAACACACCAAGACAAUUAUUUACAUACAGCAGACAUGUACAGACCUCUUGAAUCCAGGUUUAGUAAAGCAUUGUUGGGACUUGUUGUGUGUGUGCGUUUACCUUAUCAGCAGCUGUUAGCCGAGUCCACGGCUUGUCUGCUCUCCUGUCGUAGUCCUGAGCCUCAGCGACCUCCACGUAGUCACUGAAGCGGAUGAGGAUCUUCGCCUCCCUCAGCUCCUCCACUGUGGGCCUCUGGCUGAGCUAGAGGGUGCAAGAAAGGAGGCGUGUGUCAGUCCACUCAUUAUUAAUGAGCUCCAUGUCCUGCAACAUGCACGCUAAGGAACAUGUGUCUGUGCAGAAAAGACAGCUGUUAGAGAGCAUGUUUCAGUCAGGAAAGUGGCUGCUUCAUGUCUCUUGGCUGCUGUAGAGAAUGUGGAAAAACCUCUUUUUCUGUGUGCAAUUAUGUUUGAAAAUCAGUGAAAUAUAAAAGAACAAUCAUCUUGUUUUUUUCUUUGUACACGUAAAGUUGAAUAAUCAAUAAAAUACUAGAAAGCA
Molecule: messenger RNA, 3861 nt
Organism: Chelmon rostratus (copperband butterflyfish)
Lineage: Eukaryota; Metazoa; Chordata; Actinopteri; Chaetodontiformes; Chaetodontidae
Gene: tbc1d7
Product: TBC1 domain family, member 7
Exons: 8
Coding region: 277-1161 (294 amino acids)
Biological process (GO): activation of GTPase activity; negative regulation of TOR signaling
Molecular function (GO): GTPase activator activity
Source: RefSeq, a predicted model, not a curated record